This is a messenger RNA of Mytilus trossulus (common blue mussel), 7180 nucleotides long. RefSeq names its product HEAT repeat-containing protein 4-like. Gene Ontology annotation, molecular function: deoxyhypusine monooxygenase activity. Gene Ontology annotation, biological process: peptidyl-hypusine biosynthetic process. Lineage: Eukaryota; Metazoa; Mollusca; Bivalvia; Mytilida; Mytilidae. The transcript is spliced from 17 exons. The record is from RefSeq and is a predicted model, not a curated record. The coding region runs from base 200 to 4156 and encodes 1318 amino acids.
UUCAAAAGACUAAGAUGUCAACCUGGUAACGGACGUAAACUAAAAAAGCUUGAACUAAAAAGAAAUAUCAAAAUGUAGCUGAUCUUCAGUGUAUAAUGGACAUUUGUAAACGGCAGUGUGACCCAACAUAGUUAUCAUUCAAAGGGGCAUGUAUGUUGAGACUAUAAAUAAACGGGGAAAAAACAUACAAUAAGAAGAGAUGGCAAUGUUUGCCGAUGCUUCAAGCCUCAGUGGCACCUUUGACAGAUCUGAGAAAUUAAGAACUCCUGCCUUAUUUAGCUGUGCAGCCAGAGUUAAAAUUCCUCAGUUGGGAGCAGAGGAUUCACAAUUGAGCUUGCAGUUACCUCCCAAGAAACCAGCUCAGACCUCAAUAGUGUUCCGUUCUUUUAGUCAACCAGAACCUGUAGAUAGAAGAUAUUUGAAGAAAAUCAGUUCCGAUUUACAUUUUGGUGAAGAUGUUGUUAAAGACAGAUGUUUCCAUAUGUUACCAUAUGAUGAGAAGUACUUGUUUGAGGCUUUGUCAUUGGAUGGUAUUGUUGAACCUCCAGGAAAAGCUAAAAUUCCACCAGGUAGACAUGAUUCACGUGGUACUGAUAAUAGACACAUGCCAUGUAACCUAACAAAAUCUACAAAAUCACAUUUGAAACCUCUCAAAAGAAAGAUUAUGGAGAAAGCCAAACAAAUGCAUGACGAUGCUAUCCAGAAAGCUGCAAUUGAUGAAGAGAAAAGAAAAGCUGAGGCUAUUCCUGAAGAAGAGGAAGAGCUUGAGGUGAAACAGAGUUUCUUUAUCACAGAACCUCAAUUACAGCCUCCACAACCAAGUUCUGUUAGAUAUGUACCUCCUCCUACUCAUUGGGAGCUACCAAAAACAGAAGAGGCACAACCAGACAAAAAAGCGGUCAAAAUACAACCAAAACCUAAACCUUCUACAAAAUCAGUGAUAUCUCGAGUCAGUAAAGGAAGACCUAUAGUAACAGAGGAAAAGAAAGAAGAUGAUUGGGAUGCCUAUGUCUUGUCAAAAUUAAGUAAAAAUAUAGCCCAAAAACUUGUGCAUGAAGGUAUAGCUGAUCCAGAAAGGAAAGAAAGGUUAUCCAAAUUGUUGGAAGCUCAGUAUGGAAAGGCUGAUCUAAAUAACUUCUUCUUAGAUGAGAAUGACUUGCUGGAUGUACAUGAAGAAUUGGAAAAAAAGGAGAGGGAAAAAGAAAAAGAAAGUAAACCUAAAAAGAAAUGGAAGAAAAAAGAAGCUUCAGUACUACAACGUGUAUACAACAUGCAGGAAGUUGAAAGAGAGGCCAAUGAUCCUUAUUCUGAUGAUAACAAAGCUCCAUUUUACAGACAACCCAUAGGUCUUAGGAGAGUUAUCAAAGAAAGGGAAAAAGAGGAAGCAGUGUACAGGCAAGCUGGUGGUGUUAUAAAUAGAACAGCUGAUAUUGAAAUCCCUGAAUACAAGGCCUCACCACCUCCAACAAUCAGGGACCAUGUCAAUCCUAAAGUGGGAGAUAAACUGUUUGAGUCAGACAACAGAUUUAUACAGGAGUGGCUCACAGGUGCUGAGCAGGUUUACUCCAAAGAUAAAGAGAAGAUAGUCAUGUCAUCAACAAGCCACUACAAAAAGUUCUACAAGACUGAUCGACCAAAACCUGCAGACGGGUGGUAUCCAAUGGAGGAGAAGGAGACAUACGGAACCCAGUCUCCUUCACCUACACCUAGAAUGAAGAGGGUAGAGAAAGGAUUCAAACGUUGGAAAGCUUUACCAGAACCAACAGAUGGAGAAGCCACAUCCAUGAUACCACCAGGAUUUGAUCCAGAGUUUCACAGAUCUCCUGAUCCUUCCACUCGACGUCUCACUAAGCAAAAUGCUUCAUUAGUACAAGUCAAAUUUCCAGAAAUUUCAGACUCUGACAAUAUCAUGUACAAACCACCAGAAAGGAAAAAAUCUGUUGAUGAAUGGAGACAGAGGUAUCACCUGAGUGGUCAGUUACUGGACAGUACUCCGGACGACUUGAUUCGAGACAUGGGGGACAUUCAAUCCCAUGUCAGAUUGCAGGCUAUAGCUACACUCAGUAAAGUAGCAGAGUACAAGGCUGCCACAGAAGAUCCCUUUAAUAUGGCCUUUAAAGAUAUACCAUUAGACAAUCCUUACUCUCGGAACAUUCCAGAGAAGUUGUAUGUAGCAUUAGAGUGUCUCUUGGAAGAUUCUAAUGAUAGAGUUAGGUGUGCUGCAGCAAUAACUCUGUAUUCAUUGAAUAGGCCAUGUGAUAAGGCCAAAGACAUCAUGUAUGGAGCAAUGAAGGGAGAAUCUCGGAUAGAUAGAUGGGCUGCAGCUCAGUGUCUGUCUCACUCUGGAGUAUGUAACUCACUGAUUGUAGGGGAGAUAAUCCACCAGCUACUAACCACAGAGGACACCAUCAAACAUGAGAGAGCUAUUUCUCUCUUAGGAAAACUAAGUAUCUUCUCUCCAUUGGUUCAUGGAAUGACAGCUGAAUUAUUAAACAGUUCAAGCUGGAGACAUAAAGUUAUAGCCUGCAAAAUAUUACCAACUUUACAUGGUACAAUUAAUAAGGAUAUAACGAGUAAAUUAUCUGAUUUGAUGUGGAAUGAUUGGCACACUGAUGUAAGGAAGAGUGCGGCUCAGUGUCUAGGUAAAACUAGUCAUGGAAAGGAGGUCCACGAUGACCUGAAGGAAAGACUCACAAUAGAUAAUGAAGAAAUUAGACUGGAGGCUGUCAACAAGAUUGGACAGUUAGGUAUAAUGACAGCUAAGUUGUUACCUACAUUCCUGAAAUGUUUUGAGGAUGACUAUAUAUCUAUCCGAUCAGAAGUCUGUAUAACAUGUGGUAAUAUUGAACUUAAAGAUGAAGUCGUUGUAGAGAAAUUGAUCCUUCUAGCGACCUUUGAUCCCAUCUGGAAGGUCAAAGCAUUGGCAUUCCAGGCCUUAGGCAAUAUUGGAGUCAUAUCAGAAGAAAUAACCGAAUGUUUAUUGUGGGCUGUCAGAUAUGAAGAGAAGGAAGCUGUCCGAGCUGAGGCAUGCCAUACUAUUGCUGUACUAGAAUUACAAACAGAAGAGGUUGCAGAAGUUCUUCAAGAAAGAUUUUUAGUGGAAUCUUAUCCAAUAGUCAGAGAUGAAAUAGCGGCUACAUUACAGAUGUUUGGUAUUAGUGCUACUGAGGAUAUGGACAUGGUUACACAAAUAAAAAGUGAAGUCCGUAAACUGUGUACACGUAACAAUAUUGCUAAUCAAAUUGUCUUAAAUGAAAAAGAUCAACAAAAAGAGGAAAAUCUAGCUCGUAUGAUAUAUGAAUCUGAGAAAGCAGUCAAGCACUUUUUUCGCAAAAAGCACCCAUAUAAUCAAGCUAAGCUUAGAAAUGCAGGACAUAAAAAGAAAGCUUGUCACUUCGCUAUUAGCUAUCAUCAUUUUUCAUAUAACUUUAUAUUACACGAUGAAAAUGAAAAAGAAAAAGAACCCAUCAUGCAGAGAAUCAGAUCAAUGUCUCAGGCUAGUAGUCGACCAGAAACACCAGCUCCCAAGAUUGUCAUUGAAACAGAAACUCCAGCCUCACCUGUACCCAGCAGGGAGGGAGCAGUAUUUACACCUACUGCUGAGGAGGAACUAGAUACAAUAUUGUCGAGGGAGGAGUCUACUGCCACACCAGAUACAGUAACCACUACACCAGGCCUAAAAUCACGUACUGAGAAUGAGGAAGAUGACGAUGAAUCUAAAUCCAGGUUGGAGAAGAUUUCUGAGCGAGCUGACAGUGGUAGUCAGUUAUCACAGUCUCUUACAGAAGAGGAAGUAAAACCAGUCAGUAGACCAGGAAGUAAGGUCAAAUUCUUAGAGGUUGAAGAAAAACCAUUGACGGCACCAUCGAAAUCCAGUGGCAUGGGUUUGGGUUCAGAAAUCAGGGCAUUUAGUAGAGACGCUAUAAAAGAACGUGAAAAAAUCAAUAGAGAGGCAAGGAACACAUUUGCUGCAUUUGAUGAGAGAUAUGCAGAUUUAACUGACGACUUGUUACUAGUAGACAAUGCAUACUUGGGAAAGCUACCCAGUGAAGAAAGAAUUACUUCUGUAUCCAUUAUAAGUGAACCAACACCUACAUAUGAACUUAAAGCCACAGAAGGACAGGCGGAUGAAGCAUUCCCGGUAGAUGAUGAUUGAACAAUAAGAAUGUAUAUAUAGUCCUUAUGAAAGCUUUUACAAGAAAACCAGGUGUUUUAUAAAUGGUCAAUUAAUGUAACAAAGGAACACCAGAUUGUACUUUUUGUAAAUUGUGUGUAAAUGUUUACUGGGAAUGUUUUUUUAUCUUAUUUCAUAUAACUAAAAAGAAUGAUCUAAAACUAUUUUUUUAAAGUAUCAUUUGAUUAGAUUAUUGUGAUCUUUAUGCAUUUAAGAAAGUAUUCCUUUUAUAUACCAAGACUUUACAUUUUAUGUAAUACUAAAAAUCUACAAACAAAUUUUAUUAGCACAAGAGUGUAUAUAUUGUCCUCAUACUGAGGACUUUGGCAUUUUUCUGUAAGUAAAGAUUUCUCAAGUAUUGAUUUUAAAAAAGACAAACAAAAUGUCAAACCUGCAUUUACUUAGUGUUAGCUUACCUUACAUAGAAAUGUGUUGUUCAAGAGGGUUAGUGUCAUAUAAUCAAAGUAUACAGAUAACUACUCUUUUUGUUUAAUAAUUCCAAUUAUUUCUUAAGACGUAUAUUUAGAAUAAAUGCCUACAUCUGUUCUGGUAAAAAAACUGUUCUUAAAAGAAAAAAUGAAUUAAAACAAAUAUUUCUUGAUGAAUGCAUCAUAACUUUUAAAAAAUAUAAUAGCUUUCAUCUCAAAGAGGGGAGAAAUAUUUGUAAACUGCGUUUCUGAUCUUUACACUUGAUAACAACAGAACAUUGACCAUUGGCAGUAUUUUUCUUCCUUUUUCUGAGAUCAUAUUUUUGUUGCUGUUAACAUAACAGUACCCUAAAUUUAUUUGUACUAAAUUGUUUUCAUGGUUGAUAUCCAUAUUUAUUGAUUGUAUAUGUUUGAAUAUAUACAUAGUGAGUUUCAAAUUUAAUGAGAUUUGUAAGAAACUAAAUGUAAAGAUCUUUUUCCCACAGUGUAUUACUUUUUGCCAAGCAACCCAGAAGAAUAUAUUAAGGGUAAACUUGAAGACCAUCUGAAAUUGUGAACCUGUAAGUGUGUCUGACUAUAUGUCUGUCAGUAGAAUACAACCAAUUUCAAUACAUUUUUGUAAAGUUAAUAACUAGAUUAACUGUAAAUUCCUAUUAAGAAAAAUUGUUUAUAUUGUUUAUUCUGAAGUGUCUUUAAUUUUUUAAUGAAAUCCUAACCAAAUGGUAAAUAUUUUAAUUUUAUAUUUUCUGUGAUAUUUUGCGUCUGUGAUAUUGCAUAUCUCAUUUGAGUAAUUAAAUGAAGAUUAAAUGAUUAAUUGAGAUAGUUUUAAUUUCUUUGAGUAGUUGGUGUAUUUUUUUCAGUAAUGCAAAAGGUGUUCAGUCUUCAACAACCAGACAUGUUUCAGGACCAAGUUAAAUCAAAGAUGUGCUUGUAUAUAAAUUCAAUAGGCUAAAUAUCUUAAACAUACUUCAAAUUAUCAAUAGAAAAAAAAAAGAAAGGACAGUGAAAAAAACUGACAUAGUUUCCAGUUAUUAAAGUAGCUUUUGGUUCAUUAUUUCUACUUUUACUUUUUGGACAUGAUAAAAAGUAAUGUUGAUGUCUGCUGGUAGCAAUCAACAAGCAUACAGUCUACACAUCCCUGACAAGGCAAACACACCAAACAUCUAAACAUCCAUAGAGACCAGAGUUUACCUCGUUAACCUUGUAUGCAGAUGCCUUAUGUAACCAAGUUUACAUUUGUCAUAUGUCAAUUGUCCUUUACCUCAUAUUCAUGGUUUUAGCAACUGAAUGAGAUUUUUUUUUGGUACUUUUGUCAUUUAAAUAUCUCACUUAAAAUGAGUAAUAGGAUAACUAUAUUUGUUAUAUGUCAUAUAUGGGUUCCUUCCAAGGUCUAUGUCUAUCAGUCAGGGUUCACAUGACCUUGACUUCAUUUCAUUGAUCAGUAAAAUUGAGAAUGGAAAUAGGGAAUGUGUCAAAGCGACAACAACCUGACCAUAGAGCAGACAACAGCCAAAGGCCACCACUCGGUCUUCAAUGUAGCGAGAAACUCCCACACAUCCUUCAGCUGGCCCCUUUACAAAUAUGUAUACAAGUUGUACAAUUGAUCAUACAUUGGUAAUGGAUGUCAUACUAUGCCCCCUAUAACUUAGUAUUAUAGUAUGUUUUCAAAACAUCAUGAAUAACAAAUAUGUUGCAACUCUAACUGUGAAAAGCCUGUAAAUGUAUUUUUUUUAUGCAAAUAUAUAUAUAAGGGGACAGGUUGUUAGAUUACCAAUGAGACAAACAGGGUAAAAAAAACUAUUUUAAACUUUCAAAGAAAACAAGCAUGAUCAAGAGUGUAGAGGGCGUAAAAUUCUGAGAAAGGAGAUAUUGUAACGAAAUGUGGGUCCCUUUGAAACAGAACUUGUUUCCCCUAAAAUUGUGAAAUGACGUUGUUUGAAUCUUACCGAUAAUUAACUGUUCUUAUCAUAUACUUCUUGUAUAACUAUAUUUAAAACAUUGUUAACGCUAAAAUUCUUAUUAUUCUUUCCUAUGUUAUUACAAUAGGAACACCUGUGAUGUCAAUACAAUGCAAUACAAUACAAUGACAUCAUUAUUUCCGGUUUUGGUAAUUUAGGUAUUUUCCGAAAAGGUAAAUGGUAAACAUAGAUGGUGAAUGGUAAACCAAAUCGGUCAAUUGGUUCAUCCAAGUAUAGAUAUGACAGAGAAAUGGAUAAGACCUCAGUAACUUUACCCUGGGCAAGUAACAGCGAUUUAAAUAUACACAUACAGAUACCAUUUACCAGACUACUUCCGUGUAAUGUUAGUUCUUAAAAAGUUGCAUUUAGAGAAUAACUUCUUGAGUGAAAUAUCUUUUUGCAAUGAAUUUGACUUACCAUUUGCCGAUUACCAAACUACAGCUAGUAAAUUUUGGGAUAUAUAUAUUUCUGCUAUCCAUUUUCUUUAAUUUAGAUAUUCUUAGGCUGAUAAAGGAAGGUUUUUAUUUGUUAGACUAGAAUACUGUUAAGAGAUAUGCUGUUUGUAUGUAUUGUUGAUAUUUAAUGAAUCUUAAAGUUAAUACAAGUUGAUUUUUAUUUAA